Habropoda laboriosa is the source of this 729-nucleotide messenger RNA. Its product is annotated as glucose-induced degradation protein 4 homolog. Gene Ontology annotation, cellular component: extrinsic component of membrane; GID complex. The coding region runs from base 65 to 676 and encodes 203 amino acids. Lineage: Eukaryota; Metazoa; Arthropoda; Insecta; Hymenoptera; Apidae. Gene Ontology annotation, biological process: protein targeting to vacuole; protein catabolic process in the vacuole; proteasome-mediated ubiquitin-dependent protein catabolic process. The record is from RefSeq and is a predicted model, not a curated record. The transcript is spliced from 4 exons.
UUUUGUGAUGAAGAGGUUGUCGCCCAAGGAGGGCAAAUUUUAAGAGUGUUCACUUGAGCUGAGAAUGCCGGUGAAAGUUGACGUAGUACCACCACCGCCCGCAAACUCAAAGCAGCCGGGUGUCGCAAAAUCUUUGCUCUACAACGGUUCACGAUUUCAAGGUUCUCAAAAGUCUAAAGGCAAUAGUUACGACGUAGAAGUAGUUUUGCAGCAUGUAGAUGAAGAAAACAGUUAUUUGUGUGGCUAUUUAAAAAUUAAAGGACUUACAGAAGAAUUUCCUACUUUGACUACAUUCUUUGAUGGUGAAAUUAUAUCGGAGAAAUAUCCAUUUUUAACUCGUAAAUGGGAUGCAGAUGAAGAUGUUGAUAGGAAACAUUUUAGUAAAUUUGAAUCAUUUCAUCAAUAUGCUAAGACAUUUAAUUCAGACACAUUUGAUUAUGAGGCUUUAAAAGGAACUGAUUUUGUUUUUAUGAGGUGGAAGGAACAUUUUUUGGUCCCUGAUCAUACAAUUAAGGAUAUAAACGGUGCCUCAUUUGCAGGAUUUUACUACAUAUGCUUUCAAAAGUCUGCUGCUACAAUUGAAGGUUUUUAUUAUCAUCGUAGUUCUGAAUGGUAUCAAUCUUUGAAUUUAAAACACGUUCCAGAACAUAGCAUACAAAUCUACGAAUUCAGGUGAAAUCAAUGGCUUUUGCUCAGUUAUCUCUCCAAAUUCAUAUUUUGUUUCUCCUA